Messenger RNA from Balaenoptera ricei (Rice's whale), 1842 nucleotides. It is a transcript of the gene RXFP3, whose product is annotated as relaxin family peptide receptor 3. Gene Ontology annotation, molecular function: G protein-coupled receptor activity. Lineage: Eukaryota; Metazoa; Chordata; Mammalia; Artiodactyla; Balaenopteridae. The record is from RefSeq and is a predicted model, not a curated record. Gene Ontology annotation, biological process: immune response; G protein-coupled receptor signaling pathway. Gene Ontology annotation, cellular component: membrane.
AUGCCUCCUCUUCUACAGCCUAUGGUUCAAAGCUUGUUUAUUGACAAAGAGGACAUCAGGGAAGAAAAGAAACAUCAUUCCCACUCCAAGAGGAAAAGGGAAAUUGGCCGCUGGGCUCUUCGCGCCGCGCACCUCUCCCCGCUCCCCCGCGGCGGGCGCGGCGAAGUUCAGCACCUCGGAAAGCGCCCCCUCUCCCGGCGCGGGGGUUACGCAGGCUCCUUGGGAGCCCGCGGCCUCGGUUUGGCGGGUGGGAAUGCAACUCGCGGGAACGCUGCGGGCAACUCCCUGGGAGCUGACAACAGCGGAGAGACGGAGACGCGAAGCAGCGAGGGCAGCAUCGAAAGCCCUCCAGAGAGUCAGAGCGAGGUACAGAACUCUGUUCAGAAACGUCGUCCGCGCAGCUGCGGAGGAAAGCGACAAAGGUAUUUGAAAGAGAAGGAGAGAGCCCCCAAUAGCGGCCUUGAGCAGCAGGGCGGGUAUGCGCUAAGGCACCUGCGCAGGCAGGUGGCCGCUGCAGCCGCGAAAGCCACCAUGAAUAAGGCGGCUGGCGGGGACGAGCUCGCAGAACUCUUCAGUCUGAUCCCGGACCUUCCGCAGGUGACCAACACUAGCGGCAACGCGUCGCUGCAGCUCCAGGACUUGUCGUGGGAGCUGGGGCUAGAGUUGCCGGCCGGCGCGGCGCCAGGGCAUCCCCCCGGCGGCGGGGCAGAGAGCGCGGACGCCGAGGCCCGGGUGAGGACCCUCAUCAGCGUGGUGUACUGGGUGCUUUGCGCGUUGGGGCUGACGGGCAACCUGCUGGUGCUCUACCUGAUGAAGAGUAGGCAGGGCUGGCGCCAGUCCUCCAUCAACCUCUUCGUCACCAACCUGGCGCUGACGGACUUUCAGUUCGUGCUCACCCUGCCCUUCUGGGCUGUGGAAAACUCCCUCGACUUCAGACGGCCUUUUGGCAAGGCCACGUGUAAGAUCGUAUCCACAGUGACGUCCGUGAACAUGUACGCCAGCGUCUUCUUUCUCACCUCCAUGAGCGUGGCGCGCUCCUCGGUGGCCUUGGCUCUUAAGAGCCACCGGACCCGAGGGCACGGCCGGGGCGACUGCUGCGGCCGGAGCCUGGGGGACAGCUGCCGCUUCUGGGCCAAAACACCGUGCGUGUUGAUCUGGGCCUCGGCCGCGCUGCCCAAAGCCAUCUUCUCCACCACGAUCGAGGUGAUGGGCGAGGAGCUGUGCCUGGUGCGCUUCCCGGGCAAGUUGCUGGGCCGCGACAGGCAGUUCCGGCUGGGCCUCCACCACGUGCAGAAGGUGCUGCCGGGCUCCGUGCCGCCGCUGGGCAUCAUCAGCCUGUGCUAUCCGCUGCUGGUGCGCUUCACCUGCGACCACCGCGUGGCAGGGACCGAAGUAGGAGCCUCAGCAGCCGGGGCAGGCCUGGCCAGAGCCAGCGCCCGGAGACUCUCCAAGGCCACCAAAUCAGUGACCAUCGUGGUCCUAUCCUUCGUCCUGUGUUGGCUGCCUAAUCAGGCACUCGCCACCUGGAGCAUCCUCAUCGAGCUCAACGCGGUGCCCUUCAGCCAAGAGUACUUCCUGUGCCAGGUAUACGCGUUGCCGGCGAGCGUGUGCCUGGCGCACUCCAACAGCUGUCUCAACCCCAUCCUCUACUGCCUCGUGCGCCGUGAGUUCCGCAAAGCGCUCGAGAAUCUAUUGUGACGCCUCGCGUCGCCUUCUCUCACUAGCAUGGGCCCUUUCGCCGCCGCCAACAGGCCGGAGCCCGACAUGCUCUACUAUCCGCCCGGCGUGGUGGUCUACAGCGGGGGGCGCUACGACCUGCUGCCCAGCAGCUCCGCCUACUGA